CCCAUAUCACCAUUUCACCCAUGCCGCGGCAUACAUACAUAACAUCCAACAUACCUUGAUAGCCUUCAGAUCUGCAUGAUCUAACAUGCUUCAAAACGAGCUUUUCGAAUAGCUUCUCUUGUUCGCGACUAGCGUGGGCUCCUUUGGCUAGAGCUGCCAAUGACAAAUAUAUCAGCUGACCAUGUCAUCCUAUCCUCCCGGCGUGAACUAUGAGAUCUCCAUUGGUUAGAUCGCACUCUAAUUACCUUCCAAAUGGCAAAUUGUCUUUUAGUAUUGCUUUUUCGGGGUCUCAGAUCGGAAUCUGAACAUUUCGGUCACCCGUCAUUAAAGGUUUUCGGACGCGGCCGCGAUCACUCGAUUAGAUAUCCGGGUGCAUAUGUCGCAUGUUCUCGAGCUUUCUGCGGCAUCAACUGGAACCUUGACCGGGCGCCUUGCAAAGCUGCGAACUCACGCAAACCGCUGAACCUUGCAACCCAUGAUGGUGGGUGGGUAUAGAGACAUCAGCCUCAUAUUCGAAUGGACACGCAGCGCAUAUCCAGCCUGCCUUGAUAGUGUUUCUCUCGGCGUUCGUCCUGCUGGGUAAGGCGGCUUUAUCGUAAAAACUGCAUGGUUAGGUUACACGGCAUGUGCGCUUUAUUGCGAAGAGACACAUUCGAAAAUGACAUCUUUCGACCUUUCGGCAUGCUAGAAAAAAAAACCACGUAAGUGAUGGGUGGAUGGA
This is a messenger RNA of Annulohypoxylon maeteangense, 721 nucleotides long. RefSeq lists its product as uncharacterized. Lineage: Eukaryota; Fungi; Ascomycota; Sordariomycetes; Xylariales; Hypoxylaceae. The coding region runs from base 253 to 495 and encodes 80 amino acids. The transcript has a single exon. The record is from RefSeq and is a predicted model, not a curated record.